CUCAACAGAGCAUUAGUGAUCGAUUGCUUUGGGCUGCCAUCUUUUUCUCUAACCAGGAAGUAACUUGGUUGUUUCUGUUUGCAGCUAGUAUCAAAGCUAAUGCUAGCAUGAGUUCACAUGGUUGCUAGUCGCAGGUAGCUGCAGAUAAACAUUCAGAAACAUGACAGACACAGCAAACGGAGAGGUCUCUGAGGCCAUCACGGUGCACAACUUUUCUGAGAAGGUUUUGGAGCAGGUCGUACACUUCCAUGUGAUGAAGCUGAGCGGCGGGUUCUUCCUGUGGGUCGGUUCGAGUCCGGUUCUGUCCAACCUGGCGGUCUCCAUGAGCAGCAAAUAUGAUUCAAUGCCUUUAUCUACAUUAGUGAUGGGGGACCCGUCCAACACCGCUCCUAAUUCCCUGGCACAGAGAUUAGCAAAGAAGACCAAAAAGCAAGUAUUUGUAAGUUACAGUCUCCCGGUGACAGACUCCAACCUCAGUCUGCUGGUGGAGAACAGGAUCAAAAAGGAGCUGGAGCUUCACCCCGAACACUUUUAAACACGUGUUUAUUGUUUGUGUAGAACUGAGGACAUGUAAGACAUUGUUUUUUGGACUCACACACUCCUUGCCGAUACUGUAAUUGUACUCCAGUAACACAAUAACCACAAACAGCCACAUCAAGUGUUCUUUUAUUGACAUAAUAAAUUAAGUGGUUUAUUAUCAAAACAUGUAGGCCUAUGGCUUUUUGUACAAAUGCAUCAUAUUAAAAAAAUAACACUUAGAAAACAG
Messenger RNA from Centropristis striata (black sea bass), 766 nucleotides. It is a transcript of the gene psmg4, whose product is annotated as proteasome (prosome, macropain) assembly chaperone 4. Gene Ontology annotation, biological process: proteasome assembly. The record is from RefSeq and is a predicted model, not a curated record. Bases 161 to 535 code for a protein of 124 amino acids. Lineage: Eukaryota; Metazoa; Chordata; Actinopteri; Perciformes; Serranidae. The transcript has 3 exons.